Molecule: messenger RNA, 1092 nt
Organism: Fusarium keratoplasticum
Lineage: Eukaryota; Fungi; Ascomycota; Sordariomycetes; Hypocreales; Nectriaceae
Exons: 3
Coding region: 1-1092 (363 amino acids)
Molecular function (GO): protein binding; 6-phosphogluconolactonase activity
Source: RefSeq, a predicted model, not a curated record
AUGCCUGUUCAUCAUCUCAUGGUUGGCACCUGGACCCCUCCGGGUGCCAUCUUCACCUUUGCUUUUGAUGAUGAAGCUCUCACGCUUGACCUCAUCAAGAAGACCGAGAUUCCUAAGGACGAGCCCAUCUCAUGGAUGACCUUCAGUCACGAUCGGAAAGCCAUAUAUGGCGCAGCCAUGAAGAAGUGGUCCAGCUUUGCCGUCGAGUCGCCGACUUCCAUCACCCACCAAGUGUCUCAUCCCAUGCAACACGAUCCCAAUGCCUCUCUCGCGACGACAAAUACAAGAGCCAUCUUUCUCCUCGCUGCAAACAAGCCCCCGUACGCCGUCUACUGCAACCCAUUCUAUGAUCAUGCCGGCCACGGCGCCGUCUUCACGACAGACUCGACCACCAAGGCUCUCAAGGAAAAUGUCCAAAACUACCCCUACCAGCCCAACACUGGCAUUCACGGCAUGGUCUUUGAUCCAAAGGAGGAGUACCUAUACUCGGCCGAUCUCCGUGCCAAUAAGCUUUGGGUCCAUCGCCGCCGAGAAAACGACGCUACCCUUGACCUAGUGGGAUCUGUCGAGUGUCCCGAUCACCGAGACCAUCCCCGUUGGGUUGCCAUGCAUCCCACGGGCAAUUACCUCUAUGCGCUCAUGGAGAAGGGCAACCGCAUCUGUGAAUACCUUAUCGACCCGGCUACUCGUCUCCCUGUGUACACGCAUCGACAGUACCCUCUGAUCCCUCCUGGUAUUCCUGACCGGUGGACGCAGUAUCGCGCCGACGUGUGCGUGCUGUCUUCGUCAGGGAAAUAUCUGUUUGCCUCGUCGCGAGCCAACUCCUUUGACCUCACCGGUUAUGUCGCUGCCUUUGCUCUGUCCCCCACAGGUGCCAUUGAGCGCCAGAUCUGCUUGAACCCUACACCUACGAGUGGAGGACAUAGCAACGCCGUGGCGCCGUGUCCCUGGACCGACGAAUGGGUGGCUAUUACAGAUGACCAGGAAGGUUGGCUGGAGAUUUACCGCUGGCAAGACGAGUUUCUUGCUCGCGUGGCUAGGGUGAGAGUGCCUGAACCCGGCUUUGGCAUGAAUGCCAUCUGGUACGAUUAG